Molecule: messenger RNA, 1010 nt
Organism: Meloidogyne enterolobii
Lineage: Eukaryota; Metazoa; Nematoda; Chromadorea; Rhabditida; Meloidogynidae
Source: the annotation of a GenBank genome assembly
UUUGGAAACGAACUGAGAAACCGAUGAUUUUUCGGCUCGGUUCCGGCUAUCCAAAAAUUUUUAAAAGAGGAGAAACUUGGGGAAGUGGAGGCUUUUUUUAUGUUUGCCCCUGCCCAUUUGGAAUUUCUAAAAACCGAACCUGCUUAAUUUGGAACAUAGAAGAGAAUCCUGAGAGAGAGGGUUUUAAUUUUUAUUUUCUUUUUAGAUGUCUUUGGUAUGAAUAUGAAGCCGCUUUGGCAUAUUUUCGUUUAGCUAAAUAUGGUGAAUCUCUCCAAAAAUGUCAUCAAAUUGAACAGCAUUUUGUUAACUUUUAUGAGGAUCAGUAUGACUUUCAUGGAUAUUGUCUUCGUAAAAUGACGCUUUCAACAUAUAUAAAAUUUCUUCGUUUUGAAGAUGUUUUAAAUUCUCAACAGUUUUAUGUUAAAGCAACAAAAUUGGCUGUUUCGAUAUAUAUUGAUAUGGUUGAAAAUCCUCAAAAAUUUGUUGAAAAACAGACGCAAGAUAAUUCUGCUUUAACUCCUGCUGAACUUAGAAAACUUAAACGAAAGGCAAAUAAAGCUAAAGCUGAGAAGGAUAAACAAAAUGCUGAACAAGCUGCUAAACAAUCAACGUCCAAGCAAAGAAUGGAUGGGGAAUUUGAUGUUUUCGAUCCAGAACCUUUUGAUACACAAAAGUUGCUUAAACCUGAAAAUCCUAUUGAAGAAGCUUGCAAAUUUAUUAAGCCAAUACUUCAAAUGCCUUGUGAAGAUGUUGAUUUUUGGGUUAUUGCUUUUCGGGUAUAUAGCUACAAGGAUAAGCUGUUAAUUAUGCUCAAAUGUUUGUACAAAAUUUUCAAUUUGGAUCCAACAAAUAAACAAUUAUUGAAUGAAUUGUUUGCUAAAUAUAAGGAGAAAUUUGAACAAUCUGAAGCUUCCAAAAUAAAGAAAACUUCAAAUUUAUUGGUUGAUUUGACAAAAGCGUUGGAAAUUAAAUUAGGAAUUAAUGAAGGAAAUGUGCCAAACAUUGGCUAG